Magallana angulata is the source of this 675-nucleotide messenger RNA. RefSeq lists its product as uncharacterized. NCBI's taxonomy places the organism in Eukaryota, Metazoa, Mollusca, Bivalvia, Ostreida, Ostreidae. The transcript is spliced from 3 exons. Bases 173 to 622 code for a protein of 149 amino acids. The record is from RefSeq and is a predicted model, not a curated record.
ACUCACUAGCAUAAGCAGUGACUCUAAGCCCAAGCGCAACGUCAUCACAUCUGUGUAACUUUGUAGGAGCAUUGAUUAAGUGGCACACCCUUGGGCAGACAUCAAGAGGGUAUUAAGUCCCAAACCCUCAGAAUCAUUUCUUUUUUCGCUCACUGAAGUGGUUUCAAUUAUCAUGGACCUCCUCCCUCUUUUUUCGGUGGUGUCUCUAUUGUUGUGCAUGUUGGUAUCUGAGGUGUCAGGCUUAAAUGCGUGGGACAGAGCCACUGUUGUCUGUGAAACAGUUGGAAAGAAACAUGUGGUUGAGGAAAAUUCGAACAGAAUCGUGGUGCUUGACUCCCAGUGUAAGUCUGGCGAGGUGGCAUGGCGACUGAGCCAGACCUAUGUCCAGCUACAAAUCAACAAGCCGUCUAGCUUCAGGGUCUGUUUCAGCAGCGCUGCCUUCCCCAGCCUAGAGAAAUACGGAGUCUACAGGAUAACGGACGGGGGGAUGGAAUUUGCUGGCAGUCCCAAUAGAGAUGGCGAUGUGUGUUUGACCUCCCCAGGAACCAGUCUGGACAUAGUUCUAAAAGCACUGGACAUUUUCUAUGUCCUCACGGCCAAGUUCACGAUCAGCUGUCUCUAAGUUCGACAUUGUUAUCUCAUGUUCAUGAAAAUAAGUUCUAUUAAAGAGCCCCU